AGAGUUUCCGGAUUUCUCUUCCCCGUUGCGUAGUUUUCGCUCUCGGCUUCAUCUUUCCCCAAAUCCCUUCGAAGCUGUCGCUUUGUUUGAGAAUGGAUUCCUUCUUUCAAUCCCAGGCCGGGUCUGGAACCAACUGGAGCUACGAAUCGCUGAAGAAUUUCAGGCAGAUCUCUCCCACCGUCCAGAAUCACCUCAAGCUGGUUUACCUGACGCUAUGUUGCGCACUAGCAGCUUCUGCAGCUGGAGCAUUCUUUCACAUUUUGUGGGGCAUUGGUGGCUUCUUGACUACCCUUGGAUGCUUCAUAAGCAUCGCGUGGUUAUUUUCUUCACCCCCAUAUGAGGAAAGAAAGAGAUUUGGUCUUCUGAUGGCUGCUUCCUUCUUUGAAGGAGCUUCUGUGGGUCCUCUCAUUGAGCUGGCCAUUAACUUUGAUUCUAGCAUACUUCUAACUGCAUUUGUGGGGACUGCUCUGGCCUUCGGAUGUUUCUCUGGAGCAGCCAUUGUAGCCAAACGGCGUGAGUUCCUUUACUUGGGUGGCCUGCUUGCUUCUGGCCUUUCAAUCCUCUUCUGGUUGCAGUUGGCAGCAUCCAUCUUUGGCCACUCUACUGCUACAUUCAAGGUCGAGCUUUACUUUGGACUGUUGCUGUUUCUGGGAUAUGUAGUCUUUGACACCCAGGAGAUCAUUGAGAGAGCACACCUUGGAGACCUGGAUUAUAUCAAACAUGCCCUGACACUCUUCACAGACUUUGUUGCAGUUCUUGUUCGUAUUCUCAUCAUCAUGCUGAAGAAUGCAUCUGAGAAGUCUGAAGAUAAGAAAAGGAAGAAGAGAUCUUAAAGGUUGCUACAGAAGGAAAGCAGAGAUCAUAAACCUAGCUGCUAUGGCAUCGUGAAUGCACAUCAUUGCCUUCGCUUUGUGAUGUUUGUACUUGUUACAUGACUGAUAUAUUUUUUAUCUUACAUGGAGUGGCACGCCAUUUUAAAACCUA
Messenger RNA from Phoenix dactylifera (date palm), 984 nucleotides. RefSeq names its product bax inhibitor 1-like. Lineage: Eukaryota; Viridiplantae; Streptophyta; Magnoliopsida; Arecales; Arecaceae. The record is from RefSeq and is a predicted model, not a curated record. Gene Ontology annotation, cellular component: membrane.